AUAUUGCAGUACCGCCGAAAAAAUACCGCCGUACUCCAGUACCGGCAAAACGGUACCACCAUACUACAGUCUUGCCCUCUAGAGUAGCAUAGGGCACUGUCUUCGACGCCAUUUCGCGCAGAUCAGUGGUUCGAGUCCAACUGGCGUGCGUCUUUGUUCACGUUUUUUCUUUUUUCUUUUUCUCUUUCGUCAUUCACAUAUAUAUAUAUAUUUUUGGUUCUGCCUUGUUCCUUUUCGGCGGAACCUCUUUCAUCUGUCGCCGAUCGUCAGCUGUUCGAACACACCCAUCACACACGCAGCACUUGCCCCAGCGCCCAGCAGAGCAAUGAGCGCGUUAGAGGGGAAUCCCGGUGCUACUAGUAGUGUAGGAGAUGGGUCUGCUGCUUUGUCGGUGGCGCGUGCUGCCGGUGAUUCUGUGGACGGGAGCGAUUCUGUGGAUGUGGAAUCGGUGGCUACGAGGGAACCAGAGCUGCAAUCCUCAAGCGAGUCUCGCACCAUGGUAAAUGCGGGCCGCGGCCAGUCAAUUUCGGUCACACUCAUGGAGCCUCAGUAUGGCAAAAGGAGGUUGACAGCUUGGUGUUGGCAGGUUAUGAGUAGGUUCACCCCGUCCAUCAACGACAAGAACGUGGUGUGUUUGGUGAAGAAGAAGGAUGGGACAACCUGCAACCACCUCAUGAAGUGGACUCCAUCAGAAGGCAAGCAGCGAGGGUCGGGAACAACUGGCUUGACCAAGCACAUCGAGAAAUUUCAUCCCACUACGGCCCAGAAAAUAAAGGAGGAAGAAGGCACGCAGGCGGAAAGGAAAGAGUCUAUUCAAGCGGCGAUCGCGGGGGAUUCAUCAGCAGGUUCAUCAACAGCUUUACCAUCAGCAAGCGCAUCGAGCUCAUCGUCGCUGGUGAACUACAUGGUGCCGAAGUUGGACAAGAAACGGAGGGAGAUGGCUGACCUCCGUUUCGUGAUCUGGUGCUGCAUCAACCUAAGGCCGCAGCAGAUGCGGCACGACGAUGGCUUCAAGCUCUUCCUGGGCGCUCUAUCCCCCGACUACGUGGAGAGCACAAUGUCCAACGACACCUUCGACAAGAACUUGGACACUCUAUACAGCAGGGUAAAGACAAGCAUCGUGGACGACUUGCGGACGUUACGGGAGGAGUGUCUGGGCAUGGGGUAUUCGGGAGCUUUCCUUGGUGCCCAGCUGGAUCUCACGACAGUGGCCGGCGAGGAGUACAUCACCUUCACCGUGUCGUACGUGGAGAAGGGUAGCACGGAUGUUACCCGAGUCGCCCUUGCGUGUCGAGCGUUUCCCGGCACCCACACUGCCGACGACAUCAGUCCCUGGAUCGAGGAGCUCACGCGAGAGUACUUUGCGGACUUCAUGGGGGAGGACGUGGAGCCGAAGGACGUGUUCCUCGCUUUUACGGUGGAUCAAGGGGGGAACGUUGUCAACGCUUGUAAAGCGUUGGGCGUCCCGGUCGUCAAGUGCAACUGUCACCGCGUCAACACGGCAGUCUUGUGGGCUUUGGGAAUUGCGGGGAAUGGGCGUAGGAACAAGGUGAUGGGCGACCUGAUGAAGAAGCUGGCAGCGUUGGUCGGCGUCUUCAGCCACUCCGCCGUCAACAACGACAAGCUGAAGGAACUCCAGAGACUGGAGGAGGAUCUCCACGCUGUGUACCAGCUCAUCAGGCGAAAUGACACGAGGUGGACCAGCCAGUUCAAGAUGAUGGAUCGCCUUCUAGCCUUGAAGAAGCCUAUCACCGAGUACUUCCGAGAGCAACCCCACAACUCGCGAAAGCUGACACAACCUGAGUGGACCAUCACCAACGAGGUGUGCAGCCUCCUGAGCGACGUCUCCGAGGUCACGAUUCGGAUGCAAGGGGCCAAGGACACCCACAUCAGCCAGGCGAUGUUCAUCAUUCAUGAGGUGAUGGAGAUGCUGAGGGAGGACAGCCACCCGAUCCGGGCGCAGAACGCCACCGAACCGGAAGAGAUGCAGGUGCUGGAGCUUUCCUCGGCGGCGCAGGGGGUGUUAGAGGUGCUGCUGGACGUGAUGGAAGAGAAGCAGGUGGGGAAGGCUGUGCAGCAGGUGGAGCGGCUGUCCGCGUUGAUGGACCCAAGGCGGAAGUCGCUUGACGGCGCAAAACUCGAAAAUGGUUCUGCGACUCUCAGGAAGAAGGCUGAAGAGGACUUGAAGGCGGUCAUCGCCCAGUUCGACGUGCAGCCGUCCGAGCCUGCACCGGCGCCAGCGCCAGUGCUCAACGUGGACCCGGUGGAACCCGCAUCCAAGAGGAAGAAGCUUUCGAGAUUGGAGGAACGGCGCGCGGCACGUGUGGCGGCAGCCAGCGAUGGUGGUGCGAGCGGUUCGGUCCAGGCUCAGGGUUCCGCCACGAACCGGCGCGUGCUGAUCGAGCGAGAGGUAUUGGUGUACUUGGCGGAGACGGAACAGGUGGAGGUGGAUGACUUCAACGUCCUGGGGUUUUGGAAUCGGCGGGGCACUGACAGCGUAUGCUCGACGACUGGCAACGUCACAUCCCCGGCAGAAAUGCCCUACCUAGCGUUCAUCGCUCGGUUGUUCCUCGGGAUCGAGGCGAGCAGCUGUCAGGCCGAGCGGAACUUCUCGGCGCUCAGCCACCUGAUCGGCCACCUGCGCUGCAACAUGCUCUCACGGAAGGUUGAGCGCAUGAUGUUGAUUCGGCUCAACAGGCACUUGGUGGACGAGGUCCGCGAAUUGGACGCUGCUGUUUCCCUGGCACGAGCUAAGGCAGCCAAAAGCGCACAGAAAUCAGUGGCCUGUCAAGAGGAGAGGGCGAACAAGUCGAUUGACCUUAGCUUGUAGACGAGGGUACCCAAGUGCACUGUAGUCUGGGUUAGACUAUGCAGGGUGAGAAUUGAUUGAUCUUAGCGUUUUAGAUGCUAUCACGAAUUGCCAUGUGAAGUGUUGACUUCAAUCUGUUGUCGUUCUACAACAAGUUAUGCUUCUGUUUCCCGUGGCAUUCGACGGAUCGCGUUUUGGCGCACUCUUCUCUUUUUGCAUUUUCUUUCUUCUUUAGGUUGCCUUUCGUUUGUCCAUGAACAGCUCGAUUUGACCAUGGGUAUGCAUCGCAUCGUGAAAUCACGAAAUCAUAUGGGAGAUGCAGGCUCUCAAGCGUACAUACAAGAGACAAAAAGCGACCCAUCCUGAAAGAGAGGAAAGAGGUUCGCCGGUUGAUGGGGCGCCAAGGGCACCGAAAUGUAGUUUGGCAUCGCCAUAUUUUAUAUUUUAUAUUUUAUAUUUUGAUAUUCUGGUCUACUCGCAACCCUCGAAGGCGGUGCCGCCAUAUUUCAGUACCGCCACCAAAAAACCGCAAUAUUUGGCAGUACCGGGAACCGCCGGAGACGGUACCGCCAUAUUUCAGUACCGCCAGAAAAAUACCGCCGAAAAAACGAAGUACCGGGAACCGCCAAAAAAAUACCGCCACUUACUUUGCAGUACCGCCAAAAAAGUACCGCCACAUUCGGG
Molecule: messenger RNA, 3493 nt
Organism: Ectocarpus sp. CCAP 1310/34
Lineage: Eukaryota; Phaeophyceae; Ectocarpales; Ectocarpaceae
Source: the annotation of a GenBank genome assembly